AUGGAGACCGAAACUCUACCAAUUGCCAUCAUUGGGAUGGCCUGCCAAUUUGCAGGAGGUGCCUCGAGCCCUGAGAAAUUAUGGCAGUUGUGUGCGGGUGGGAAUAGUGCCUGGACGCCGAUUCCGCGUUCACGAUUUGACCUCGAGGCAUUUUACCACCCAGAUGGCCAAAGGCAAGGGGCGACAAACGUCAAAGGAGGGCAUUUCUUAGAAGAAGAUAUUGCCCUCUUCGAUGCCGCAUUCUUCAACUUUUCAUCCGAAGUGGCCAGCACAAUGGACCCUCAGUUCCGUCUCCAAUUGGAGACUGUGUACGAAGCCCUCGAGAGCGCUGGCAUCCCGCUGGAGAAUAUUGCAGGUUCACGCACUUCUGUGUAUGCGGGCGCCUUUUUCCAUGACUAUCAUGAUAGUCUGAUGCGAGACCCAGCGACCAUGCCCCGUUACUUCAUGACAGGGAACGGCGCGGCCAUGGCGGCGAAUCGCAUUUCCCACUUCUACGAUUUACGUGGGCCGAGCAUGACAGUGGACACUGGCUGUUCCACCACGCUGACCACGCUGCAUCUGGCAUGUCAAAGUCUCAGGGCCAGGGAAUCGGACGUCUCCAUUGUUGCUGGAUCGAACAUUCUGCUGAACCCCGACAUGUUCGAGUCAAUGGCUGGUCUAGGGUUUCUAUCAGCUCCAGGGAGAUCAUAUGCCUUCGAUCACCGAGCAUCGGGGUACGGCCGUGGUGAGGGCAUCGCGACUUUGAUUUUAAAGCCAUUGCAGGACGCACUGCGAGAUGGAGACCCUGUACGAGCUGUAAUCAGAGAGACAGCGUUGAACCAAGACGGCCGCACUCCAACCUUGACAUUACCAAGCCAAAAAGCACAGCAGGAGCUGAUCGAAGAAUGCUAUGCGAGGGCGGGCCUUGAUCCACGGCAUACAACUUAUGCUGAGGCCCAUGGUACUGGUACACAAGCUGGCGACCCUGUGGAAGCUGCCGCACUCAGUGCUGCCCUGAAUGCCAACAGACCGUCUCAUGAGCCCCUAAUUGUAGGCUCAGUGAAAGCGAACAUUGGUCAUACGGAAGCAACCAGCGGUCUGGCCAGCAUUAUUAAAGUGACCAUGGCUCUUGAGCAUGGCUUUAUUCCGCCCAGUGUAAACUUCGAGAAGCCGAACAAACAAAUAAAUCUAGAGGAAUGGAAGAUUAAGGUUCCCACGUCACUGACCCCUUGGCCACUUCACCAUCGUCGAGCGUCGGUAAACAACUUUGGGUACGGUGGAACCAAUGCACAUGUCAUCUUGGAGUCACCAGAAGUGCUUGGAGAGCCUCUUCCAGCUGCUGUAUCCCAAAGCAGCGAGAUCCCAUCUAGAGUCUUUGUCCUCAGCGCGAAAGAAGAGGGCUCGGCUCGCAGAAUGGCAUCCCGGCUGGCAGAGUACCUGCGCGGUGUCAAAAAAAAAAAUAACGAAGGCAGCCUUCUGAGAGAUCUGGCAUUUACGUUGGGUCAGCGUCGUUCUGUAUUUCCGUUUACGGCAGCAUACCAGGCAUCGAGUACGACAGAGCUGAUCGAAAGACUUGAGCAGGACCCAGCUGCCCUCCAACACGCAACGGGACCACCAAGACUUGGCUUCGUGUUCACUGGGCAGGGGGCCCAGUGGUACGCCAUGGGACCAGCUGCCCAGGCUCAGACCCACUGGAAGGAAGUCGCACCGCAGGCCUAUGGUAAAGUACCGGAGGGCAUUUCCCCGGAAGAAGGUCUGCAACGGCACUGGUUUCCAGAAACCGCUCCCAUCCGAGGCAGAUAUAUGGUGCACAAGCCUCCAGUGCUGCUUCAUAUGUUUGGUGGUGGCACAAAGAUGAGCGCAACCCUCAAAAGAACAGGCUAUUCCAUUUUGGACCGGUAG
This is a messenger RNA of Aspergillus thermomutatus, 1881 nucleotides long. Its product is annotated as type I polyketide synthase. The coding region runs from base 1 to 1881 and encodes 626 amino acids. The transcript has 7 exons. The record is from RefSeq and is a predicted model, not a curated record. Gene Ontology annotation, molecular function: fatty acid synthase activity; 3-oxoacyl-[acyl-carrier-protein] synthase activity. Gene Ontology annotation, biological process: secondary metabolite biosynthetic process; fatty acid biosynthetic process. Lineage: Eukaryota; Fungi; Ascomycota; Eurotiomycetes; Eurotiales; Aspergillaceae.